CCCCAUAACAAACGGCGCGGCGCUCCGGGGAGCCGGCUGGGAGCCACCCGCGGUGGGACCGGAGGGCAGACGAACCAGGGCGCGGGUUGGAAUAGCAGCCGCGCCAGCGGCGAGACCUGCGCGUGUCGGGGCGCAGCGGGACGAGAGUCGGGUCCCAGCACAGAGGACACCUUCUGCAAACAUGUCUGUGGACCCCUUAUCCAGCAAAGCCCUGAAGAUCAAGCGCGAGCUGAGCGAGAACACGCCGCACCUGUCGGACGAGGCGCUGAUGGGGCUGUCGGUGCGCGAGCUGAACCGGCACCUGCGCGGGCUCUCGGCCGAGGAGGUGACGCGACUCAAGCAGCGGCGCCGCACACUCAAGAACCGCGGCUACGCGGCCAGCUGCCGGGUGAAGCGCGUGUGCCAGAAGGAGGAGCUGCAGAAGCAGAAGUCGGAGCUGGAGCGCGAGGUGGACAAGCUGGCGCGCGAGAACGCCGCCAUGCGCCUGGAGCUCGACGCGCUGCGCGGCAAGUGCGAGGCGCUGCAGGGCUUCGCGCGCUCGGUGGCCGCGGCCCGCGGGCCCGCCACGCUGGUGGCCCCCGCUAGCGUCAUCACCAUCGUCAAAUCGGCGCCCGGCCCCGCCCCCGGGCCCGCCCCCGGCCCCGCCCCCGCCGCCUGCUCCUAGUCCCCGCCCCCGCCCCUCCGAGCCUCGCCCCCUCCCGCUUCCCCAAGUGCCUGAGAGCGCCACCUCUGGCCACAGCUGCCACUUCUUUGCAGCCACCAGCCCCGGUAGUGGACAAGCGUCCUCUCAUCUUUCUCUUGCUCAAACUGGGACCGAGUGGCCCCGGGAGGGGCGGCUUUGGAGAGAUGAGGGAUGAGACGGGGCUCUGAAGUUCAGCCAUCUGAGGUUGGGCGGAUGGGCUGUCGGAGUGGAGAUCACUGCAUAUUUGUAACGUUGUGCCCACAACCCCUCCCUACACCCCUUCCACCACUCACAAGUUCGGCUGGGCCCUUGGCGGCACCUUGUGGAUGUUCCCCCACUCUGCUGUGGGUCUGGGAGUCCUUAGGAGUCUCCAAGUUAACAGAUAGGAGCAGGGCCUUACAGUGGUUGAACUGGGAGGAAGAGCCAGGUCUCCCCACUGAGAUUCCAGCCAUGGGGGCAGUGAACAGGGACUGGAAAGGGCGGUGGGAGGCCCUCGUGGGCCUGGAGAUGGCUCUUCUGAGUCAGGGGACCCAUGGCAGAAGGAGAGAGAAGGUGAUGCAGAUGGAUGAGUGGGACAAUGAGAGGGACGGAAGAAGCUGCACUGGCUCAGCCCAGGGUCUUCCUGUACCAGGGAGCCAGCCAGCCAAGGAGAAGGGGAAGCUAGAAGGUGCUGGCGGGGGAGAUAAGGAGGAGAUCCUGUGGCCUGGGGUGGGGAUCCUCAGAAGGGAAGGCCCCCCAUCAGUCCUCUUGUGAAUGUCCACUGUAGGUGGGGCUGACCACUGCCACUGACUGCAAUUUUGCCUGAAGGCCCAGCCCCCCACCCUGCACUGUAUACUGCCCCCCCCCCGCCCCGCGCUGUUUAUUUAUUGCACGAAUCUAAGUUAUUCUUCCCUGUCAGUGUCCUGGUACCCACUUCCUGAGAAAAGUGGUGUACAUGGCCCUGAGCUGGACUUUAUAUUUUAUAUCUGCAAAUAAAUCACAUUUUAUCUUAUAUUUAGGGAAAGUGGAGUGGCAACUUUAACCACAAAGGAGUUUUUUAAUUACCUGGCCUCCAGAGUUUUAUUUAUUUUCUGACCUACAGUAAAGCGAGUUAUACGCCUUCUGUAUUUUGUAGACUUUCUGAAUAAAGUCAAGUUCUCUUUUUCCACAGAGAAGUGUA
Erinaceus europaeus (western European hedgehog) is the source of this 1841-nucleotide messenger RNA. It is a transcript of the gene MAFF, whose product is annotated as MAF bZIP transcription factor F. Lineage: Eukaryota; Metazoa; Chordata; Mammalia; Eulipotyphla; Erinaceidae. Bases 182 to 664 code for a protein of 160 amino acids. Gene Ontology annotation, molecular function: DNA-binding transcription factor activity, RNA polymerase II-specific; RNA polymerase II cis-regulatory region sequence-specific DNA binding. The record is from RefSeq and is a predicted model, not a curated record. Gene Ontology annotation, biological process: regulation of transcription by RNA polymerase II; regulation of epidermal cell differentiation. Gene Ontology annotation, cellular component: nucleus. The transcript has 3 exons.